Messenger RNA from Ceratotherium simum simum (southern white rhinoceros), 6054 nucleotides. The record is from RefSeq and is a predicted model, not a curated record. Lineage: Eukaryota; Metazoa; Chordata; Mammalia; Perissodactyla; Rhinocerotidae.
GCACUGUUUCUCCUGCCUCCGUUUGUCUAAUUGGCCCAGACGCCCCACCAGCGCGAGGCUGCCCCAGAGCUCCUCGCUGGCCACCCCCGCGGCCCGCAGCUCGGUAGAGGCGGGAAAGCAGCGCGCCUGCGCCGUGGGAACCGGGGCCGGAGGCGAAAAGCGGGGAGCGGAGGGGGGCCGUUGGAGCCUAGUAGCGUACAGAGCGGCGUGUGACGCGGGGACGCCGCGCGCUCCCAACGUCGCCCCGGUUUGACGCACACGGCACCAAACUGUCUGAUUCCCUGGCCUUUGUGUCCCUGGGAGCUUAAUCUCUGCCAGAGGAAAGCAGGUGUGCUCCACUUCUCCCGUGAACCUGAAGAUGAGUUGUCCCAGACCCUUCUCAGUGAUUGGAAACUUAGGUGGUGGAGCUAAAGGUUUCUUGUUACCAGACUUCCACAGACGACUCUCGUGUUGGGAUCCAUCCGUGGUUUAGCAACAUUAGUGGAAAACUUUUCCUGAACUGUUGAAGUGAUAUUGACAUAAUUUUAGUUGUUAUAAAACUUUUAUGUUUAGACUUCAGCUUUUGUGUGGUCAUUAAGAAGUACUCAACGAGGGGAUAAACACAACCCGGGGUCUGAAUGAUGGUCCUGUUUUGUAUACAAGUUAAAAAGUUCAACAGAAAUGCCAAAACACCAUCAUCUCUUCUGGCCAUUCCUGACUAAUGCCAGGCUUGUUGCAUCUGGAUGACAGAUUAGAUUUGCCUUAAUAGUAUAUUGCCUCUCUGCAGUAGUUUAGGUACAUUUUUUGGUCCUACGAGAAGGAAAGCAUUUCAAAAAACGUAGACAACUCAAGUUACUCAAAGGAAGGAUUCCUGCUGUUUGCCUUCAGUGCCAUGUGUUUGAUUUAAUUGCGAAUGAGAUUGUUCUUGCAGCGAGAUGUUAAUAAGACAAAAUCUAGACUAAAUGUGUUAAAUGGGCUUGCCAACAAUAUGGAUGAUUUGAAGAUAAACACCGAUAUUACUGGUGCUAAAGAAGAACUCCGAGAUGACAACAAUUUUAUCUCAGACAAAGAGAGUGGAGUUCAUAAACCAAAAGAUUGUCAAACAUCAUUUCAGAAAAAUCAUAUGUUCACUCUGCCUGAAGAGCUGUCAAAGGACAAAUCUGAAAAAGCCUUAAGUGGAGGCCAGUCUACUCUAUUUAUACAUGCUGGUGCUCCUACUGUUUCCAGUGAAAACUUUAUCUUGCCUAAAGGAGCUGCUGUUAAUGGACCAGUUUCACACUCCUCCUUAACUAAGACUUCCAAUAUGAAUAAAGGCAGUGUUUCAUUAACCACUGGACAGCCUGUGGAUCAGCCAACAACAGAAUCUUGUUCAACUUUGAAGGUGGCAGCUGAUCUUCAGCUAUCUACACCACAGAAAGCAAGUCAAAGUCAACACCAAGUUUUAUUUUUGUUAUCAGAUGUAGCACAUGCUAAGAAUCCAACCCAUUCCAUUAAAAAACUACCUACCUCUGCUUCAGUUGGUUGUGACAUUCAAAAUUCAGUAGGGAACAGUAUGAAGUCAGAUAGCACUUUAAAAAAUCAAGUAGAGGUGGGUGAGGAUAGUGAAGAUUUAUUGGUAAAAGAUGAUUGUGUCAAUACAUUAACAGGAAUUUCCUCAGGUACAGAUAAAUUUAGAUCAGAAAAUGAUACAAACUGGGAUCCCCAAAAAGAGUUUAUUCAGUUUCUUAUGACUAAUGAAGACACAGUGGAUAAAACUCCAGUUCACUCUAAAGUAGGUCUAGAAAAAAAGAGAAAGCGAAAAAUGGAUGUGAGCAAGAUAACUCGUUAUACUGAGGAUUGCUUUAGUGAUUCUAAUUGUAUACCCAAUAAGUCAAAAAUGCUAGAAGUAGACUUUCUGGAACAGAAUGAAGAACUACAAGCAAUAGACUCACAGAAAUAUGCAUUAUCAAAAGUGAAGCCUGAAUCAACUGAUGAAGACUUGGAAUCUGUGGAUGCUUUUCAACAUCUAAUUUAUAACCCAGAUAAGUGUGGAGAAGACAGUUCACCUGUUCAUACUAGCACUUUUCUUUCAAAUACCUUAAAAAAGAAAUGUGAAGAAAGUGAUUCCGAGUCACCUGCUACUUUCAGCACCGAAGAGCCAUCAUUCUACCCCUGUACAAAGUGCAAUGUGAAUUUUAGGGAGAAAAAGCACCUCCACAGGCAUAUGAUGUAUCAUUUAGAUGGGAAUAGUCACUUUCGCCAUCUUAAUGUCCCAAGGCCAUAUGCUUGUAGAGAAUGUGGACGGACAUUUCGAGACCGUAACUCACUUCUAAAGCAUAUGAUUAUCCACCAAGAAAGAAGACAGAAGUUGAUGGAGGAAAUUCGUGAAUUGAAAGAACUUCAGGAUGAAGGAAGAAGUGCACGAUUACAGUGUCCUCAGUGUGUGUUUGGUACCAAUUGCCCUAAAACAUUUGUGCAGCAUGCUAAAACCCAUGAAAAAGAUAAAAGGUACUACUGCUGUGAAGAGUGUAACUUCAUGGCAGUGACAGAAAAUGAAUUGGAAUGCCAUCGAGGCAUUGCCCAUGGAGCAGUGGUAAAAUGCCCUAUUGUCAGUUCUGAUGUAGCCCAGAGAAAAACGCAAAAAAAGACUUUCAUGAAAGACUCUGUUAUAGGAUCGUCCAAAAAAUCAGCUACCUACAUAUGUAAGAUGUGUCCUUUUACUACUUCAGCCAGAAGUAUUUUAAAAAAACACAUGGAGUACUUGCAUUCAUCAUCAUGCGUUGAUUCAUUUGGUAGCCCUCUUGGACUUGAUAAAAGAAAAAGUGACAUCCUUGAAGAAUCUGUAGAUAUGGAUAGCACUAAACCAUUAAUUAAACAACAGUCAACCACAUUUCCAAAGAACUCUGCUUUAAAACAAGAUGUAAAGCGAACAUUUGGAUCAUCUUCGCAACCAAGUAAUUUUUCAAAAUUCCAUAAGCGGCCACACAGAAUACAAAAAGCUCGGAAAAGCAUUGCCCAGUCAGGUAUAAACAUGUGCAAUCAAAACAAUUCUCCUCACAAGACUGUUGUGAUUAAAAGCAGCAUUGACCAAAAACCUAAGUAUUUCCAUCAAGCAGCAAAAGAAAAAUCAAAUGCCAAGGCAAAUAGCAACUAUUUAUAUAGACACAAAUAUGAAAACUACAGGAUGAUCAAAAAAUCAGGUGAAUCGUAUCCUCUGCAUUUCAAAAAAGAAGAGAGUAGUUCAUUAAAUUCUUUACAUCUGUUUUCAUCAUCAAGUAAUUCUCACAACAGUAGUUUUAUUUCAGACCCUCAUAACUCUGACACCAAAAGGCCAGAAAGCUUCAAAGACCACAGACGUGUAGCUGUAAAGAGAGUAGUUAAGGAAUCUAAGAAGGGAAGUUCUGUUGGAGGAGAAGAGUUGGAUAGCUAUCCAGAUUUCUUGCAUAAAAUGACUGUUGUUGUUUUACAGAAACUUAAUUCUGCUGAAAAGAAAGAUAGCUAUGAAACAGAAGAUGAAAGUUCCUGGGAUAAUGUUGAGCUAGGUGACUAUACUACACAGGCUAUAGAAGAUGAAACCUAUAAUGAUAUUAAUCAAGAACAUGUAAACUUAUUCCCUCUGUUUAAAAGCAGGAUAGAAGGCCAAGAUCCUGGGGAAAGUGCUACCCUAGGUUAUGAUCAAAACGAUGGCUUUUAUUUUGAAUAUUAUGAAGAUGCUGGAACUAAUAACUUUUUACAUGAGAUACAUGAUCCUCAGCGUUUAGAAAAUGCGGAAACUUCAUUGUCAAAACAUAGUUCUGUUUUUCAUUGGACUGAUUUGUCUCUUGAGAAGAAAUCAUGUCCUUACUGCCCAGCAACAUUUGAAACAGGGGUUGGGUUGUCAAACCAUGUCCGGGGACAUCUUCACAGAGCAGGAUUAAGCUAUGAAGCCCGUCAUGUUGUAUCGCCAGAACAAAUAGCCACAAGUGACAAAAUGCAGCAUUUCAAAAGAACUGGCGCAGGGACACCUGUUAAACGAGUUAGAAAAGCUAUAGAGAAGUCUGAAACCACUUCUGAACAUACUUGUCAGCUCUGUGGUGGUUGGUUUGAUACUAAAAUUGGAUUAUCAAAUCAUGUUAGAGGCCACCUGAAAAGACUUGGAAAGACCAAAUGGGAUGCUCACAAAUCUCCAAUCUGUGUUCUGAAUGAGAUGAUGCAAAAUGAAGAAAAAUAUGAAAAAAUCUUAAAGGCAUUGAACAGUCGACGUAUUAUUCCCAGACCAUUUGUAGCUCAAAAACUUGCAUCAAGUGAUGACUUUCUAUCUCAAAAUGUUAUACCUCUUGAAGCAUACCGUAAUGGCCUAAAGACUGAAGCUUUAUCAGUGUCUGCGUCAGAGGAAGAAGGGCUGAGUUUCUUAAAUGAAUAUGAUGAAACAAAACCAGAACUGCCCAGUGGAAAAAAGAAUCAGUCUCUUACACUGAUAGAACUGCUUAAAAAUAAAAGGAUGGGAGAAGAAAGGAAUUCUGCUAUUUCUCCUCAAAAGAUUCAUAAUCAAACUGCAAGAAAGAGAUUUGUUCAGAAAUGUGUUCUUCCAUUAAAUGAAGAUAGUCCGUUGAUGUAUCAACCACAAAAAAUGGACUUGACUAUGCACUCAGCCUUAGAUUGUAAGCAAAAGAAAUCAAGGUCAAGAUCUGGAAGCAAGAAGAAAAUGCUAACAUUACCUCAUGGUGCUGACGAGGUUUACAUUCUCCGAUGCAGGUUUUGUGGCCUAGUCUUUCGUGGACCGUUGUCUGUUCAGGAAGACUGGAUUAAGCACUUACAACGACACAUUGUAAACGCUAAUCUUCCAAGGACUGGAGCUGGCAUGGUGGAAGUCACGUCACUACUUAAAAAGCCUGCCUCCAUUACAGAAACUUCAAUUUCUCUACUAAUGGCAGAAGCAGCUUCAUAGAACAAGGAAACUUUUUAAAUAGCAAAUUUGAAUUGGAUGUAAAUUUGAAAUUCUUUGUCUUUUUUUUUUAAAGCCACAUUAAAUUAUCCAUUUAUAAAUACUAAAGCAGGAAAAUGGGGAAAAGUGAAUUACAGUGACAUCAGAGCAAAUUGAGUACUUCAAACAGUAAGUAGUCUAUAUAUUUUAUAUAGGGUGGAAGAUGUGUUUUUAAGGUUUACUAAGUUUUGUCAAUGAACUGUAUUCACUCAAUAAAAGAUCAGUACAUGUAAGCAGUCAUUAAUAAACUGUUGCACAUGGAUACUUAAAGACAGACUUAUUGGAAAAUUAUGUUUUCUGCAGUGUUACCAGAAUCAAGGUUCUGUUUAUUCCCCAUAAGACUUGCAUUGAAAAAUAAGAUAUUAUAUUUUGUUUGUAUGUACUUAGUGUUUUGUAUAAUACCAGGAACUGCUAACUAAAUUUACUCAACUUAGGGCAUUAAAUAUCAUGUACUUCAUAGUUUGAGACUGUUCACUCAAAUAGGGCAGAGUACUAUUCUAUCUAGAUGUGUAAGUGUUUUUUUAAAAUCACAUGGAACGGUUUUUUUUAUACUAAAAAGUGGAGGGAGAUUUGUUUAAACAAGUAUUUCUAAAAGAAAUAUGUACAUAGUCCUGGAAAUUAUUUGUGGUAAGGAAAUAUUCUUUACUCCAGUUGCAUUUCUCAGACAAUAAAGUGGUGCGUCCAUGCUACCUCCUACUUUGUCAACAAAGAUGCUAUUUACCCUUUACAUUUUUGUAUCAUAAUAGAUUUAAAAAUCUAAUGUUCUUUAUUGCAAGACAUCCUUUUGUUAACAGAUUUGUUUCUUUUUAAUGUUUUACCUAAAAUUUGACAUGCUUACAGGACAGGUUUGCCUCUUACUUUAUUUAACAUUGUAGAAAUGUAAUUAAUAAACAGUGCUCACUACACAAUUUAGAAUAGGCUUCCUCAUUUAUAUUCUCUUCCAAAUUUGAUCAGUUAGCAAAACUUAAUACACCAAUUGAAAUAUUUCUACAUAUGAUGAGAAUGUUUACAAUUUAAAUUUUAGAACUUGUUUUGGAUGUGAUUAUAUGUACGAAAAUCGUGUAACACUAUGCUCAUGCUAAGAACCGACAUAACGGAAUUACUGAAAUAAAUGUGCUGUGAGGAAUGGAAAA